Sphaeramia orbicularis (orbiculate cardinalfish) is the source of this 4293-nucleotide messenger RNA. It is a transcript of the gene scube2, whose product is annotated as signal peptide, CUB domain, EGF-like 2. NCBI's taxonomy places the organism in Eukaryota, Metazoa, Chordata, Actinopteri, Kurtiformes, Apogonidae. The transcript is spliced from 23 exons. Gene Ontology annotation, biological process: signal transduction. Gene Ontology annotation, molecular function: calcium ion binding. The coding region runs from base 117 to 3182 and encodes 1021 amino acids. The record is from RefSeq and is a predicted model, not a curated record. Gene Ontology annotation, cellular component: cell surface.
AAAGCCCCUUGUGAGGCAGAUUGACAGGCUAGAAUGAAAAUGAGGCGUACGCUCGGUCACGACUUCAGUGCGUACGCGUCCUUUUGAGCAGACCUCUAAACUUGGAUCAUAUCACCAUGGGAGCUAUUUGGGCUGCAAGGGACUUUUGUUUGUUUUUGCUCUUGUUAAAUAGUCGCCAAAGCGCUGCGCUUCCAGAGAUUCGAGCAGAUCCAUGCGCAGAGGGAAGUGAUGGCUGUCACAUUGAUGCUAUUUGUCAGACUACCCAAGGCUCAUACAAGUGCACGUGUAAAGCAGGCUUUAAAGGAGAUGGAAAACACUGUGAAGACACUGAUGAAUGCGACUUUGAGUACAAUGGUGGCUGUGUACAUGAAUGCAACAAUAUUCCAGGCAAUUACCGCUGCACUUGUUAUGAUGGGUUCAAUUUGGCACAUGAUGGACAUAACUGUCUAGAUGUGGAUGAAUGCAAGUUCAACAAUGGUGGGUGCCAGCAUACUUGUGUUAACACCAUGGGCAGCUAUGAAUGCCGCUGCAAAGAGGGUUUCUUCCUCAGUGACAACCAGCACACAUGCAUCCAUCGAUCUGUGGAGGGCCUCAACUGUAUGAAUAAGGAGCACGGCUGCGCCCACAUCUGCAAAGAGACACCCAAAGGGGGCGUGGCCUGUGAGUGUCGUCCAGGGUUCGAGCUGGCGAGGAACCAGAGAGGCUGCAUCUUGACUUGUAAUCACGGCAAUGGGGGCUGCCAGCACACCUGUGAGGACACAGAGAAUGGGCCGAUAUGCAAGUGUCACCCCAGGUACAGUCUGCAGCCUGACAGGAGGUCCUGUGUAGAACGAGAUGAAGCCACCACUGAGUCCUCGGACCACAACACCACAUCUUUUACGGAGGUGGAUAAACGAGUGAAGCGAAGGCUAUUAAUGGAGACCUGUGCUGUGAACAAUGGGGGGUGUGACUGCACCUGUAAAGACACAUCCACAGGCGUGCGCUGCAGCUGUCCCGUUGGCUUCACCCUGCAGCCUGAUGGGAAAACAUGCAAAGAUAUUGAUGAGUGUGAGCUUCACAAUGGCGGUUGCGAUCACUUCUGCAGGAACACCAUCGGCAGCUUUGAGUGCAACUGCAGGAAGGGCUUCAAGCUGCUGACAGAUGAACGAUCCUGCCAAGAUAUAGAUGAGUGCUUUUUUGAGAGGACCUGUGAUCACACGUGUGUGAACUCCCCUGGUGGUUUUCAGUGUCUGUGCAACAAAGGCUACACCAUGUAUGGACUGGCCCACUGUGGAGAUAUAAAUGAAUGCAGUGUAAACAAUGGCGGUUGUGAGCAGGGUUGUGAGAACACCAUGGGUGGAUUUGAGUGCUUUUGCCACCCUGGCUAUAAGCUACACUGGAACAAAAAGGACUGCAUUGAGGCUGAGGGUUUACCGCCUGCAAACCCCCCCUUUAAACCUACCUUGAACUGUAGCAAACAGGAGGGGGGGGACCGUUGCUUCCUGACAUGCCAGUCACAAGUUCAUAUCAGCAGUGGGACGGAGGAUUCUUACACUGUGACCUGUGGAAUGCCUCUGCCCUGCUUGGCUGACGCACAAAAGGACAACAGUGGCUUGUAUUGCUUAGGUCCAGAAACGCCUGGAGUUCCACGUAUUAGGACCACAGCCACAUUCAAGUCUGGUACUGGGAAGUGUAACUUAAAACGGAGUCAGGACAGGCUGAAGGAGAGCUUGAACUCAGCACAGUCAGAUAGUAGGUUUCUCUUCACUGAAAAUGUCCAGUUCAGCUAUGUGAGCCUGCGCUGCACAUCGUCUGGACAGAGACCUCGCAGCCGCCACGGCAGGAAAGCAGGGGAGGAGGACAGCUCCUCCAUCACAGCUGAGUUUGUGCUGGAUGUGAACCUAGAGGAGGUAACAGCAGAGAGCUGUGACCUGAACUGUGUGCGCCGACGCUCAGAGAAGCGACUCAGAAAGACCAUCAGAACCCUGAGGAAGUCCAUCAACCGGGAACAGUUCCACCUCCACUUUGCCGGGUCAGACUAUGAGCUCGCCAAGAGUCUGGUCCAGCCGGCAGAGCUUCCAGGACACUGCGUGGCAGGACAGGUGCUGGUGAACAGGAAGUGUGUGAGCUGCAGUGCUGGGACGUACUACGAUGGAGAUCAGGGCCGGUGUGUUCUGUGCCCGGCAGGGACCUAUCAGGAUGAGGAGGGACAGAUGUCUUGUGAGGUUUGUCCAGGACCUGAGGGGAGGGAAAUAUCCAAAGUGGUUGGAGCUCGAAACCUCUCAGAGUGUGGAGGUCAGUGUCCCCCAGGACAGUACUCCCAUGACGGUUUCAUCCCUUGCCUGCCAUGUCCUCUGGGAACGUACCAGCCUGAGGUUGGCCGCACCUCCUGCUUCCCCUGUGGAGGCAGCCUGGUCACCAAACGCCCCGGGGCUGUAACCUUUCAGGAGUGUGAAACCAAAGUCCAGUGUUCUCCAGGUCAUUACUAUAACACCAGUACGCAUCGCUGCAUUCGCUGUCCCACGGGAACGUAUCAAGGGGAGUUUGGCCAGAAUUACUGCAUCGCCUGCCCUGGAAAUACCACCACAGACUUCGAUGGCUCCACUAACAUCAUGCAGUGUAAAAACCGGCAGUGUGGAGGAGAACUGGGAGACUUUACAGGAUACAUCGAGUCACCAAACUACCCGGGGAAUUACCCUGCGAACAUCGAAUGCACCUGGACCAUCAACCCACCACCCAAACGCAGGAUCCUGAUAGUUGUCCCAGAGAUCUACUUGCCAAUUGAAGAUGAAUGUGGAGACUAUCUGGUCAUGAGAAAAAGCUCUCUCUCUAACUCUGUGACAACGUAUGAGACUUGUCAAACAUACGAACGACCCAUCGCUUUCACCUCUCGCUCGAAAAGGCUUUGGAUACAGUUCAGAUCCAAUGAGGGAAACAGUGGGAAAGGCUUCCAGGUCCCAUAUGUGACAUAUGACGAGGACUACCAAGAAUUAAUAGAAGACAUCGUCAGAGAUGGAAGACUAUACGCUUCAGAAAAUCAUCAGGAAAUCCUCAAAGACAAGAAACUCAUGAAGGCACUGUUUGAUGUGCUGGCUCACCCUCAAAAUUUCUUCAACUACACCGCACAAGAAUCAAGAGAAAUGUUCCCUAAAUCCUUCAUCCGCUUCCUGCGCUCCAAAGUGCUGAGAUUCCUUCGUCCUUAGGAUGGGCCUGUUGUCACCCAGUGUUUGGAUGUUACAUGACAGGCUUAGAUUAGAUACUGGCCGCAGUAUCUGCUUUUUUCCGACCAGAUUAUGAGUAGUUAUCUUUUUUCACAUGGUCCAAAAACCCGAGUGGAAUGCACACUUGAUAAAACUGAUCCGAAGGAGAAAGCAGACGAGUGAGUGGAUGUCUGACUGGAGCUUUAAGAGGAAGACAAUGAUCAGUGAUGAAGUGGUACAGGGAAUAGACCAGCAUGGGCAUCUCCAGGAAGGAAUUAGGAUCCUCUCUCUGUUUUUGGAAAUUUGGAAAUGGUUUGAUUAGCAACAGAGGAAAUGUGAUGACUUUAUAAUAACAUCUCAGGAUUAAAUUCCAAAGUGCUGCCUGGUUAUGAUUUUUAGUGUCUGGGUGAAACUAAAGAGUGUUCUGUACUUUCGUCUCAUAGUAUUCAAGUAUUUGAAUAUUGCUAAAUACUGUACAUUUCAAUGUUAUUUUGCUAAUAGCACAGCGAUGAGAAACAAAUAUUGUAGCUAAACAGAUAUAUGCUGAAUGUCAGUCAUACUGUAUAUAGAGUGUGUAUCUAGUUUUAACAUAGGCUACUUUCACAGGUAGGGUUGGCAGAAAUACUGCUAAAUGUAAGAGGCAAAUAUAGCACAAAUGUUUUCUUGGGAACAUUAGCACUACUAAGGCAGUAGUGGCACCACAAAAGCAAUUAUUCUGAUGAAUGUUUUGUAUAUGAUGUAAAAAAUUUUAGGUGAAAGACUAAAGUAUUGUAGCGACAAUUUAGCGUAAUCUUCAGCAAUAUAGGAUUACUGCAAGCCCCAACAGCCCUUUUUAUUUGAGGUUAAAGGUGACUGAAUGAGUGCUGAUAAACAUUACCUCCUUCAACAAAGGUUACCUAAUAUUUUUGUAUUGUUGAACAGUAACCAAAGACAACUGCUCAGUCUGCAAACACUUGAGAGCUACAAGAUUAGUGAUACCGAGGUAAAAGGACAGAAUGAAAUGGGAAGUCCUGUAAAAUACAUUUGAACCAUUCACCUUUUUUAGAUAAUACAUGUAUGUAUAUUUUUAUCAUUUUGUACAUCUGUUAUUCUGUAAAUAAAGAUAGGAAACUUA